Messenger RNA from Papaver somniferum (opium poppy), 888 nucleotides. RefSeq lists its product as uncharacterized. Bases 1 to 888 code for a protein of 295 amino acids. NCBI's taxonomy places the organism in Eukaryota, Viridiplantae, Streptophyta, Magnoliopsida, Ranunculales, Papaveraceae. The transcript is spliced from 3 exons. The record is from RefSeq and is a predicted model, not a curated record.
AUGGAUAAGACAAAUAGCAUGGCAAACUACCCUAACAAAAUAACUGACCUAACAAACUUGAGACGCGAUCUUGCUAAAUGGUAUGCUAUAAAAGAAAGGAAAGAUAAGAGUAAAGACCAGAAUAUUGUUUUAGGGGACAAAAACACUAGAUUUUUCCACAAUAGAGCUAAACAGAGAUUUAGGAGAAACAGAAUCGAAACUCUUAAAGAUGAAAAUAAUGUUUGGUUAAACAAAAAGGAGGAAAUUUCAGAUUGUAUAACAAGUCACUUUCAGAAAAUUGCUACUACGUUGGACGUGAAUUAUAUUGGAAGUGAAGGAUCCACACAAAAAGUAGAAGGUCUAGAAAGGAUGGGGCAACGAUCAGGCCAAAGGUUAGCACUAAAGGUGAAAGAAGGUCUACGUAAAAGCUUGACUACUUUCCUAGGCGUGUUGGUUGAGAUCAAACCAGGAAAGGUAGUAGAAGUUGAAGAUGGGAUAGCUGAGUUCUUAGAAGAGUUUGCAGACACAAUGCCUGCAGAACUGCCUAAGUCGCAACCGCCACGACGUAGGAUCGAUCAUAUGAUUGAGUUGGUGUCAUGGACAAGGUCGCAUGUACAAGCACAAUAUCGUAUGUCACCAUUCGAACUCGAGGAAAUGCGCAAGCAUAUUUGUGAACUGCUGGAACCAGGCUAUAUACAACCAUCUAAAGCUCAAUUUGGUGCUCCGGUUUUGUUCCAAAAGAAGCAAGAUGGCGCGCUUCGUAUGUGUGUAGACUAUAUGGAUUUGAAUAAGCUAACUGUGAAGAACAAGUACCCAAUCCAGCUGGUGGUCGACUUGUUUGAUAGAUUAGCUAAGGCCAAGUCCUUCACCAAGUUGGAUUUGCGCUCAGGUCAUUAUAAGGAUAUUUAA